CCUGAGACAAAACAGAAGAGAGAAAGAGAGACAAAGAAGAAAGAUAGGGAGACUCUUGACCAAAAAAAAAGCGUUUGACUUGGGUGUCUACUGCUGUGGUUAAAGAAGAAAGGCAGAAAUGAACUUCUCCAAAGAAAAGUGGUGAUAGAGAGAACAGCUCUGACCAACCCCUCCUCCUCCCUCCCUCCCUCUCUCCCUCCCUCCUGGACUCUGGCUCACGCUCACCCACUCUCUUCACGCUCACAGUUGGUGCGAGUCACCCUGCUGGCUCAAACUUUGUGAGAAGACAAAGCAGGAUCUCUCCAGUCUAACGUCCAUCUCCCUAACCCUCUGAAACCCUCCGCCAGACAACACAAGACUUGGGGGAGAAAAAAAGGGAGAGCAAAGAAGUGCCAGAGGAAAAGGAGUGAGUGUCCUUGUGAAAGGUGUUUGUUUUUUGGACACAGAGGCUUGAAAGUGAAGGGUUCUGAGGAGGUUCUGUCCUUGUGCUGGGGCUCUACUCUCAGCAGCUGGUACUCCCCAGGUGUGAGCUGUGUCCGCUGGAUUAGGACUACUGUAGACAGGUAAAACAUGAGGUCGCGGAGUAGCGCCAUGGAGAUACCUGACAGAGGUCAACUGGAGAUCGCACAGCCAGCUGUGAAAGCCUUCCAGAAAGAUGAGGGUGGGAAUGCACCGGACCCCACGUGGAGGAAAGUCAAAGAGGGCAAGGAGGACAGAACCGUACCUGGAACGGCCAGGCGAACACAGAAGGGCCCCGAGAGGGGCGUCAGUGGGGGUAAGAAGAAGCUCGCAAUGACAGAUCUCUCCAAAGAGGACCUUCUCCGACUACUGGGAGUGAUGGAGGGCGAGGUGCAGGCAAGGGAAGACAUUAUCCAGAUGAUGAAGUCUGAGCGGACACGACCAGAGGUCCUCGAGGCCCACUACGGCUCAGCCGCCCCCGUUAAGCCCCUGCAGGCACUCCAGAGGGACGCCCUGCUCGCCAGCAGCAAGACGGCCACAGAAGACGUGUAUGAAGUACCCAUGGCUGAGCUGGACCGUCUGGAGGACAAACAGAGAGAGACGUACCGCCGCAUGCUGGAGCAGCUUCUGCUGGCGGAGAAAUGCCACAGGCGCACGGUCAACGAUCUGGACAGCGAGAAGCGCAAACACACUGACUUCAUCAACAAGAGCGAUGACUUCACCAACCUGCUAGAACAAGAGAGGGAGAGACUGAAGAAGCUCCUGGAACAGGAGAAAGCCUACCAGGCUCGAAAAGACAAAGAUCACAGCAAGCGACUGGAGAAAGUUCGAGAGGAGUUGGUGAAGCUAAAGUCCUUCGCCCUCAUGCUUGUGGACGAGAGGCAGCUCCACAUAGAACAGAUUGACCAGCAGUGCCAGAAGGUCCAGGACCUGAGCAAGAACCUGCAGGAGAGGGACCAGCAGCUGGAGACAGUCAGCAGCCAAUCCAAAGAGGACCGGCAGAAGACCCUGAGGCUUGAGGCGGAGUUGGAGCACAAGGCAACCAAGGCUUCCCAGGAGCAUGAGGAGAUGACGACCAAACUAGCCACUCAAGAGUCCCAGAGCCGGCAGCUGCGCUUGAAGCUGGCCACCCUGUCGCGCCAGAUAGAAGACCUGGAGGAGCGCAACAGCAUGCUACAGAAGUCUGAGGGGGACCUCCAGGAACUGAGGGAGAAAAUCAGCCGCGGGGAAUGUGGCAACUCGAGCCUUAUGGCCGAACUGGAGAACCUCCGCAAGAAAGUUCUGGAGAUGGAAGGCAAGGACGAGGAGAUUACUAAGACGGAGAUGCAGUGCAGGGAGCUAAAGAAGAAGCUUCAGGAUGAGGAGAGCCACAGCAAGGAACUCAAGCUGGAGGUGGAAAAGUUGCAGAAGAGGAUGGUGGAGCUGGAGAGACUGGAAGUGGCUUUUGACAAGAGUAAAGCAGACUGUGCACAGCUCCACACCAAUCUAGAGCAGGAGAGGAACUUGGCCAAAGACUUAGCCAGUGAGCUGGAGACAGUGAAAAGUCGAGUGAAAGAGUUGGAGAGCUCAGAAUUUAAGUUAGGGAAGACAGAGCUGAGUUUAAAAGAAGACCUGUCAAAGCUGAAGUCAUUUACAGUAAUACUUGUCGAUGAGAGGAAAAAUAUGUCUGACAGAAUCAAACAAGAGGAGCAGAAAAGUGACGAUUUAAGUAAGACGUUUAAGACUGAACAAAGUAAAGUCAUGGAGGUCACAGAAAAGCUGAUUGAAGAAAGCAAAAAGUUUCUGAAAUUAAAAUCAGAGAUGGAGGUUAAAGUGAGCACACUCACAAAAGAGAAGGAGGAUUUGCAGACUAAGCUUGCAAGUGAAAAGGAAAAGUGCAAGGAUCUUGCCUCUGAAGUGGGUCAGAUGAAAAAAAGAACGAAUGGGUUUGAAGAGGCUGAAAGAGAAUCUUCCAGAAGCAUGACCAGUGUAGACAAAUUGAGAAUCUCUGAUGAGGACAAUAAGGUCAAAGAGCUGACUCUGGAGAUUGAGCGCUUAAAAAACCGACUGAAACAAUUGGAGGUGGUGGAAGGGGAUCUGAUGAAGACUGAAGAUGAGUAUGAGCUGCUCGAGAAGAAAUUCAGGACAGAGCAAGACAAGGCCAAUGCUCUCUCUCAGCAGCUAGAGGAAUUGAGAACUCAAAUUGCGUGGAAUAAGGCAAUAGAGAAGGGAGAGGUGGUCACACAAGAGGCCGAGCUGAGGAUGCGAUGCAAGAUGGAGGAGGUUAAGUCCCGAGACCUGAAAGCAGAUGUCCAUGCCUUGAAAGAGAAGAUUCAUGAACUAAUGAACAAGGAGGACCAGCUCUCUCAGCUGCAGGUGGACUAUGCCAUCCUCCAGCAGAGGCUGAUGGAGGAGGAGGACAGGAAGAAGAGCAUGAGCGUGGAGGUGAUGAAUCUCACCAAGGAGCUGGAGGUCACCAAAUGCUACAGCCGUGUCACGCGACCCAGUAUGAACGGCAAAAGAAUUGUGGAUGUGCCGGUGACCUCCACAGCAGUGCAGACGGAUGUAGCUGCCAGUGAGCCGGUGGAGGAGGAGACACCUGCUGUGUUCAUCAGGAAAUCUGUAUUGGAGGAAAACCACAUCAUGAGUAAUCUACGUCAGAGGGGUCUUAAAAAGCCCACUGUUCUAGAACGCUAUCCUCCUGCGGCAGCCGAGCUCAACAUGAGGAAAUCUUGGAUUCCUUGGAUGAAGAGGAAAGAGCCCAUCACUGUCACGCAGACUACCCCAGAGAGGACCAUCCCCAGAGUCAACGGAGAGGCCACACCUUGUACACCUGAGCUCACCAUGUCCCAAAAGCCUGGGCAGCCUCUGCACAUACGGGUAACGCCCAACCAUCAGAACAGCACGGCCACGCUGGAGAUCACCAGCCCCCGAGCGGAAGACUUCUUCUCCAGCACCACCAUCAUCCCAACUCUGGGCCUUCAGAAACCACGCAUCACCAUUGUUCCCAAACCUACUACAGUCACGUCGAAAACAAAAGCUGGUGACGCGAUGUCUGGACCAGAAAGAGCCAAGUCCCCAGUCACCAUCACCACCAUCUCCAGAGCCAAGGGUCCAGAGGUGGGAAAGGGCUCCGGUUCAGACAGGCGGCAGCCCCUCUCCCCUGUCUCUAUCAUCACAGUCAGCACCACUCCACUGGCGGAGGCCGUGGCGGCGCAUUCGCAAGAGUCUCGAGAGGUGACUGCCGGACAGACGGUUUUCAAGCUCACCCCCGAGAAGCAGCAGUCAGUUCCUUCAUCAAUUAGAAAGUGCAAUUCCAACACAACAAACAUCAUCACCACAGAAGACAACAAAAUCCACAUUCACUUGGGGCCACAGUUCAAGAGGCCCCAAGACAGUGGCAGCAGUCCUAUGAUGACCAUUCGGCCCAUCACCAUGACUACAGAGAGCAAGGAAGCUGCAACGGGCACGGUACUGAGAUCACCACGUCACAGCACCACCACCACACAGGGGCGGACCACCGCUAGCAAAGUGACGAGCAGCAUUACCAUCACCCCCGUUACUUCCUCUCCUGCCAGACCAACACAGUCAGUGUCCGGGGCGGAUGGACAGUCAACUCGGUCCUCAGCCACACGAAUCCCUAUGUCAAAAGGUAUGAAAACAGGAGGGAGGACAGUCACGGGCGUCUCAACAGUCACAAGGCUAGAGUCACGGGCUGAGAGUCAGUCAAUGAAAAUUGAACUGAGGAAGUCUACGGUCUGCAGCUCUGUCUUCACAGAGGGCGGGAAGGCCUGAGGUGCCUCAUGCAUGGCUACUAUGGAAACAAAACAGGGGCUAUAGAUGUUCCGUACACCACGGCCUAACCGUUAUCAUAAUGAUAAUGCAAGACACUCAGAAUUUGGCCAGAGAAAUUCACUAUCUUACUGACGUUUCUACUUUCAACCAUAUGAAUAUGUUUUUUUUUUUUUUUUUUAAUUCUCAGAGGACCUCGUUUUAAACUGUUUAUGUAUAGCACGGAAUACUCAACAUGAGACAUGUUUCUGCAUGUUUUGACUUGCUUUGAUGCAAAGCUUUUCAUGGUUUUUUUUUUGGGGACAAAAUCACUUCACUACUAAUGCCAUUGGCUGGACUUUGUUAUGUCAUUUACUGGACAUUUAUUAUUGGCAUUCAUAUCGUUCAUAUCCAUCUCAUUUUGUUUAUGUCAGAGAAACUUAUGGAGGUUUUCACAGCAAGGCAAUGAUGUGACUCACUGAACAACAUCAAUCUGAAUGAACUGCUUAGUGAUACAUAGCAAAACAUUCUUUGUUUGUUUUUGUAUUGUUAUUCAUGCUUACAUAAAACAUAUAGAAAAGGGCAGUGGAAACCACCAUAACACAGACCUAUACUGCUGAAUUUCAUAAUUCAUAUGGCUGUUAGCAAAUCUAAUCUGUAUGAUUGCAACAGCAUGUUCAAUAACUACACUAUGUAAUAAACCUGUUUUUGUCUGUGUGGGGUAACACAUGAUCACAUCUGAUAUCGUGGAGAUCCAGGACAAAGGGAAUGUUGCAAGCUCUCAACGAACUUUGUGUCUUGAGGGUCUUGUGAGGCAAUAUUAAGCCGACACAAAUUCCAGACCAACCUGAAAAAUAUUGAUCGUAACACCAACAACUGAGAUAAAAGCAACUACACGUCUCUGUGAUUUCCAAAUGAACAAAAAAACUUUAUGGACUAAAAGAAAGAAGUGACACCAUUGUUUGGCAUUAAGAAUGCACUUCAAAAGGAAGCCUUUGACGAGACUGACUGGCACUUUCCCUGUAGAAAUCAUUUGUCUCUAUUCAGUUAAGUACAUAAGCAAUACGGAACUGAAAAGAUUACUAUAACAUUUGGUUUGGAUUGAGAUGCUCCAUUAAAGUCUUGGUGGGAAAUGUGGGAACUAGCAUGGAUGCACUGUGAAAUAGAAGGCAUUGAUAUACAAUAUACUAUGCUAUAGUUGCUAUGCUAUAAUAUGCUUUAAAUUCUUAAAUGUCUUUCUACAGCAAAGACAAAUAACACAUUGAACAAUUCGUCAGGGGAGAAAAUUCUGUUUAUUGUUUCAGUUGAUUUCUGUUUUCAGAUGCACGAGAGAUACUCUAUUUCCGUUUUCCUAGUGUUUACAGUUGAUAAAAUACAAAUCAAAGAUAAACCAUAACCUUUAGUAGAUGUUGAACUGAGGCUUUGCAGUAAUUCAAGAGGUAAUCAACAUAAUCAACACAGUAUGUCAGGAUGUUUUAAGGAGAUGUGGUAAAACAAGUCAAAGAGCACAAGUUGCAGAUACAACAAAAGGAAAUAAGACCCAGAGAUGGAUCGUGUUCCCACAAUUGAUUCUUUUGUAGACCAGGUCCCUUUGGCUUUAGAAUCUGCUUUCUGUUUAAGAUGUAGAUUGAAACCACUGUGUUCCAUUUCUAUGACCAAAUGGCAAACUCUCCAGCUGUUGCACUUACACAAGGCUUAACAACAAAGCAAAUAGUAUUUUUGAUACAAUUCACAUAAAUAGACAAGCUAAAAUGCCCUAAUCCCAACCAAAUGAAGAAAAAAAACAGAACUUUCACUCCGGACAGAGCUAUUCAGUUUGAAAAAUAGCACACUGCCAAUUGUCUAUAAAAUAACGAAUCCAA
Molecule: messenger RNA, 6071 nt
Organism: Clupea harengus (Atlantic herring)
Lineage: Eukaryota; Metazoa; Chordata; Actinopteri; Clupeiformes; Clupeidae
Gene: filip1b
Product: filamin A interacting protein 1b
Source: RefSeq, a predicted model, not a curated record